AUGGCACUUCUUGUCGCCGUCGUCUCUGUCUCGGUGGUCGACUCGGUGCUCUUGGGAUACGACAGCUCGAUCAUGGGCAGUCUCAACGUGAUGCCAACAUACCAGAACUACUUCACUCUGACAACGGCCACCAAGUCGUUGAAUACCGCCAUUUCCUACGUUGGAGGAUCAUGCUCCGCCCUUAUUGCUGGCUUUGUCGUGGCCUGGAUCGGGAGAUGGAAAAGCAUCAUGCUUUCUUGCGUUCUCACUCUGAUUGGCGCCGUCAUUCAAGCCGCGGCUCAGAACAUUGGCAUGUUUAUUGCUGGGAGGUUCAUUGUUGGCUUCGGACUGGGCUUUGCUCAAACAGCGUGUCCUACGUACGUGGCGGAGACUGCGCCUCCAAAGCACCGCGCCGUGGCAUUGGGUCUGUACUAUGCUUGCUGGGGGGUCGGCACCCUUGUUGCCUCAGGCGUUUGUUACUCGACGCAACACUAUUCAUCGACAUGGGCUUGGAGAACACCCAGCUUGGUUCAGAUAAUCCCUAGCAUCCUUUGCAUGCUUGUCCUACUCUUUCUCCCAGAAUCGCCUCGAUUUCUCAUUGACCGUGAUCGGCAUGAUGAGGCCCUGGAGGUCCUGGCGGCACUCAACGCCAACGGUGACAAGGAUUCUCCGGUCGUGCUGGUGCAGUACCGAGAGAUAACUGACACAAUUGCUUGGGAGAAGAGCCAGCAACUGUCCUGGCGUCAAGCUUUCAGCACCAAAGCAAACCGGAAACGUAUCAUCAUCACCGCUACAUUUUCCAUUAUCGUUAUGCUGCCUGGAACCAAUAUUAUCACCUUCUACUUCGGCGAUAUGCUGGCUGGAAUCAGUGAUCCGACCACACAGCUCGAAAUCAACAUCAUCUUGACUUCGUGGACCUUGGUCAUCUCACUGGCAGGUGCCUGGUUCGCCGAUUCUUUAGGCAGAAAAACACUCUGCGUAAUCAGCCUUGCAGGCCAGGUUGUGACUUUUUACAUUCUCGCCGGGCUCACCGCGAUAUAUGGAGAAUCGACAAACAAGUCAGGAAUCUACGGCACCAUAGCGAUGAUAUUCCUCUACAACGCAGCGUAUGCAUACGGAAUUACUCCGCUCACAGUGCUCUACCCGCCUGAAGUACUCUCAUACUCUCUAAGAUCAGUGGGCAUGGGAUUGUAUACUCUGACCACAAAGCUUUCGGGCCUGCUGGUGACGAUGGCCUUUCCAUUUGCCCUGGACGCUAUUGGAUGGAAGACCUACAUUAUCAACGCAAGUGCGGAUAUUGUGAUGUUGGUCGGUGUUAUCUGGUAUUGGGUCGAGACCAGAGGCCUCACGCUCGAAGAGGUGGACAAGGUGUUCGACGGGGUCAAGCAUUCCGACGUCCCUGAUCUAAAGGCAGUUACGGAAGGAGAGGUCGAGGUCGGAUCGGAGUUGUUGAAGACGGUAAGGAGCAAUGUGGAAAACCAGGAAGUUGUGGUAACGACGGCAAAAUAA
Messenger RNA from Cladophialophora bantiana CBS 173.52, 1488 nucleotides. RefSeq lists its product as uncharacterized. Gene Ontology annotation, biological process: transmembrane transport; carbohydrate transport. Gene Ontology annotation, cellular component: membrane. Lineage: Eukaryota; Fungi; Ascomycota; Eurotiomycetes; Chaetothyriales; Herpotrichiellaceae. The transcript is spliced from 4 exons. The coding region runs from base 1 to 1488 and encodes 495 amino acids. The record is from RefSeq and is a predicted model, not a curated record. Gene Ontology annotation, molecular function: carbohydrate:proton symporter activity.